Molecule: messenger RNA, 2569 nt
Organism: Phycodurus eques (leafy seadragon)
Lineage: Eukaryota; Metazoa; Chordata; Actinopteri; Syngnathiformes; Syngnathidae
Product: doublecortin domain-containing protein 2-like
Exons: 9
Coding region: 278-2224 (648 amino acids)
Biological process (GO): dendrite morphogenesis; neuron migration; regulation of cilium assembly
Cellular component (GO): kinocilium; axoneme; microtubule
Source: RefSeq, a predicted model, not a curated record
CCAACAGAUGAGCUCCCGCGAGACACUUGAGUCAAUCUGAGGCGCGUUUGGCUCUCAGUCGCAGCAACCGGCACAUUAUUUGUUGUCUUUGUCGCCGCUUUUGGAAAUCAUUUGCCAUAAAUGGCUUCACCGUGUUGUUUCCUCUUGUGAUCAUUUUAAUUUUAAACCGUUUGGCCAAGAUGGAAUUCCUAGAAAGCCUUUUCUGAUGGCACGUAAUCGCUUAGCGCGCAUUUUGCAUCAGACUUGAUCGGAAAUAAAACGACUUUUACGCACAAGGAUGGGUUCGGAGAGGCCGAACUUUCUGUCCCAACCGGUGGUGAAGAACAUCUUCAUGUUCCGCAAUGGUGACCCUUACUACGAAGCCCGCAGACUCGUGAUUAACCAGAAGAGAGUGAGCAACUUUGAGAUUUUACUGAGGGAGGUGACGGGGGGCAUCCAGGCGCCCUUUGGAGCCGUCAGGAACAUCUACACCCCGCGUGGGGGGCAUCAAGUGGACUGCCUGGACAAACUUCAGAAUGGGGAGCGAUACGUGGCUGCUGGGAGAGAGAGAUUUAAAAAGUUAGAUUAUUUACAGAUCAGCUCUAGAAAGAGAAGGCUGUUACAGUCUCUUCCACUGCAGGCCAAACCACUUCCCCCAAAUCGAAUUUCUGUGUCCGCUAGGUUCUUGAAACCAAUUAAGGAGCCGUGUCCAAUAUUUGUGGUGGCAAACGGGGACACUCUGAACCCUGCAAUAAGGCUGCUCAUCCACCAGAGGCUGCUGUGCCAGUUUGAGAGGAUCCUUCAGAUGAUCACAGAGAAGAUGGGUUUGAGAGUCCUCGGCGGUGUGAGAAGUCUUUACACUUAUGAAGGCCAGCAGGUGACUGAUGGCCCUCAGCUGGAGAGCGGCCAGCUUUACGUGGCCGUGGGCAGAGAGAGAUUUAAGAAGCUCUCCUACACCGACCUGCUGUUCAGCAAGCCUCGAGGGGCACGGCGGGUCAAUGGGAUGAAAAUGGGCACUCUGCCACCAAUCUACAGAUCCCCAAAACAAAAUGAAAAUAGAAAGUCAGCGGUCCGAAGCACUGGGAGUGGAGAUGGCGAGUCGAAGGCCUCGCCUCCAAACCACAACGGCGGCAGCAGGGAGAACCUGUCCUCCAUCGUCAGGGAGAUUUCUCAGGCCAGACUCCUCUCUCUCAGGUUGAAGAGGAGUGGACAGAGCAUGACUCUCUGUGACAAUGAUGACUUAGAUUCCAAAACUGAUAAUGGAAAUGCUGAUGUUAAAUCCCCGGACCAGUCAACUCAAGAGGACCUUGCAUCAGAUGAUACCAAAUCAUCAGAGGAGAAUGGCGAAAAGGCUGAAGAGAAGGACGAGGCCCCUGUUGAAAAUACCGCCAAAAAUGACGCUUCAGUCACCCAAGAACAAAAGGCAGAUAGGGAGACAAACAGUCUCACAAGAGGAGGUGCAGAAGAGGAAAAUGAAGCAGCAAAGAAUGAAAAUGAAUGUGAAGCAACGGCAGUGUCUGAAGAGCAGGCAGAGGACGUAAAAGAAGUGAAAGACGAACACGUGGAUGCAAGUAAGGGGGCUUCAGAUGAGAAUUGGGCGACGCCAGAUGAGAGUUGGAGUGAGGAAAAGAAGGUUGCAGAGGAGAGUGAGGCGGCGGCAAAUGUCAGUAAGAAUGUUUCAGAUGACAACGAGGAUGAGAUUUCAGACGGACAAAAGGAGGAGAACCCCGAUGAGUGUAAGGGGGAAGUCGCUAAUGAGAGUAAAGACGACGUUGCCGACGGCAGAAGGGUUGAGCUCACAGAUAAGGUUUCAGAUGAGAGUGAGGAUGACGGCGGAGAGGACUUUGACGAUGAGAGCAAGGAUCAGGGGACCGAUGAGAGGAAGGCUGAAGUUGGAGAUGAGGUUGCCAAUGAGAGGAAGAAUGAGGAUGGCAACGAGCGUACCGGUGAGAGGACGGAUGAAGGUACCAAUGAGAAUAAGGACGAGGUUGCCAAUGGGAGUAGGGAGGAGGUUACCGAUAAGCCUUCAAAUGAGAAUAACGAAGAGGUUGCAAAUGAGAGUAGGGAGGAGGUUGCAGAUGAGGCUAAGGAUGAGACUCCAGCUGAGAAUAAUUCAGUUACAUCGUCUGCAGGUGACCAAAUAACUGGGCAUUCAAACAACAUAAAUGGAGAUACCGAAGAAGGUCAAAAGGAGGGAAAUGACACCAAAGGCAGCCUUGAUAUCCAGGACAGUGGUAAUGAUUAGAAAGAAAAACAAUGAUGUAGUCUGAUAAUUAGACCAAAGAAACGAUGAUAGGAGUACCAAUAUUUAGGAAAGAGAGCUGAGGACCAAAUCUCAAUCUCAAGAUUCCACAUCAAAUCGAGAUCAAGUACAUGAAGUUUUGGGAUCGACAUAAAACCAGUAAGGAAAAGGAGGAAAACUCACAAAAGACAUCAGAUUCGUUUUAUAAAAGGAUUCAACAUUUUACAAGAAAGAAACAAAAAACAUUCGAUCUUGGAGUAGCUUCUCGACUGAAAAUGAUUCAAAUUUAUUUAGCAAUAGAUGUCUAACAGGUGAAUAAUGGCAGGAUGUAUGGAAACAUCAAAUAUG